Messenger RNA from Adineta steineri, 228 nucleotides. The record is from the annotation of a GenBank genome assembly. NCBI's taxonomy places the organism in Eukaryota, Metazoa, Rotifera, Eurotatoria, Adinetida, Adinetidae.
AUGGGAUGUAAAAGAUGCAUCGAAGUUGGAAUAUUCACUGAUUAUACUGCAUUAACAAUUGCAUUAGCUCUUCCAUCAGAUAGUCAAUUAAUUGCAUGUGAUAUUACUGAUCAAUAUGUUCGACAGGAUAUAUGGAAAAAAGCAGGUGUUAGUGAUAGAAUUACAUUAAAAAUUGGAUCAGCUAUUGAAUUAGUUCGUUCAAAUGGUUUUAUUGAGUGUGUAGAGUGA